GAAGAAAAAAUGGUGGAAAAAGUAUAAAAUCCGCCAAUAUUUUGGGGGAAAUCCGCAAAAAAACUUAUUAGUGUACACUUUUGAUGUGAACAAGUCAGUUCAUUCUCCUUGUUCCAAAUUCAAAAAAGAAAUAGUUAUGUCGGAAGAUAAGUUGGAUUUGUGUCAUGUAUGUUGUUGCUGUUGGGAGAAGUUCGGUGUAAACAGUAAAUCUCUCAGAAAUGUGAACUCUACAGUAGAGGACUUGAUGAAACUCUACAUAUUCCCAGGGUUUCCUACAGAUAUUGAAGAUUAUCCUACGACCAUAUGCUCUAAUUGUCACAGAAAUCUAUUUUUGUUGAAGUCUGGAAAGAGUUCAAGGAAUGCCUGGGGUGAGAAGGUUUCUAAGAUCGAUUGGACUCAGAAGACAAGGAGAAUGCCUGUUCUUAAGAGAAAAUCAACAGAUGAAAUUCCUUCUGAAUCUCUCAAUCCUCAUCUCUGUCCUUCAUGUUUCACUAGGAAAGGAGCUGGAAUACAGCAUAAGUGUGGAAAAGAAGUGGCAGGAUGUAAUCUUCUGUUUCUAGCUCUAGCUCUUGGAUCUCUUCAAGCGGAGAAAGUUGCAGCUGGAAUUCUCCGUAAUAAGAUGGAAACUGAAGGAUUAGCAGAUGGAUCAGAGUUCUAUAUUUCCACUGGAGGAAAUCCUCUUCAUGUUAAAGUCGGAACUCCAGAUAAUAAUACAGCUAGAAGAACUGUGAAUCAGAUCGCUGUACAAAUCAUCAAACAGUUACAGAUAGUCUUGGAGCUUUCUCUCAAUAGAACAAAACAGAUGAUGGCUGUUCUACGAAAAGGAAUGGGUACGGCCACUGCAAUAGAAUCAAAUAUAUUUGGAAAACUACAACAGAUAGAAGACACAAUUACAGGAUUUUACCAAGUUCAGAAGGUGCAGUUUAAGAGCUCUGCAGAUUCGAUCCUUUCAAGAGAUCUAGUUUUUGUUCAAGACACAUCUUCUUUCAUUAUGCAUCUUAUCUCAGAACGCCACCUGGAUCCAUUUCAUACCUUGGUUAGAAUUUCUAUUGAUGCAGGAGGAUCUUUUCUUAAAGUAAUUGUAAAUGUUUUUGAACCAAAUAGUGAAUCUGGAAAGUUUCUGAACAGUGGAGUUCAAAGAUGUCAGAUACUUGCAAUAACAGAAGAUGUUCCAGAAUCAAAUUUUAAUCUAAGAACAAUCUUAGAUAAUCUGAAUCUCCAAGAUGUUGUCUUUAGUUUAGCAUUUGAUUUAAAAUGUGCCAAUGCUAUCUUUGGGUUAUCUUCACAUGCUGGGAAACGAGCCUGCCUUUGGUGUGAAGGAUUGGCAACUUCUGAACCUGGAGAACUGAGAUCUCUGGAAAGUUUAGAUUACUGGUAUAAUGAGUAUUCAAAGAAUGGUCAUGAUAAGACAAAGAUGAAAGACUGUAUGAAUGUGAUAAAUCCAAGAAUUUUGUAUAAAGAUGAAGAUCCAAAAUCCCUUCUUCAAGACUUAGUUCCACCCCCUGAGCUCCAUUUACUGAUAGGUUUUGUAUCCUUGCUGGGAGUAAGUCUUAUGGAUCUAUGGCCGGGUUUUGAUGAUUGGCUUAAGUCAAAAAACAUCCUACAGAGAGGAUAUCAGGGACGUGGAUGGGAUGAUAUGCUGAACAGGUUGGAGAAUCAAUUCAUGCUAAAUUCAAACCAACUUGGUCAAGAUAUAACAGUGCACGAACUGAACACCAGGGUUGAAUAUAGUAUAUUUUGUAGUGCACGAACUGAACACCAAGAUGCUCUAGCUGAAGAUGAUGGAAAGCCUGACUUGUACUCACGCAAGUCUUGUAACUACCUAGAACAAGCUGUUGGGACCUGUGCUGAUCUGCUUAAAGGAGAUUGCCACUCUGAGGAUUCGAUUGAGGCAAUGAAAGAUGAUCACAUUAAGGCGAUCCUUGAACAUUUAGAGGCAGCUGAAGAGUGGGAUUCUACUAAAUGUCCAGUGGCCAGUGAAUACCUUGCCGGUCUAGAGGGGGAAGAAGAUGGUGAAGAAGAAGAAGAAGGGAAAGAAGGAGAGCAAGAAGGAAAGCAAGAAGGAGAGGAAGAGGGAGAGGAAGGUGAGGAUGUAGGAGAAGGAGAAGAAGGAGAGAAUAGCGCUGAUAAAGAACCAAUUGAAGAUGGAGAAAAUGGAGAGGAAGAAGAUGGAGCAGAAACUGAAGGUAAAGGAAAUGAAGAGGGAGAAGGAGAUGGAGAAGGAGAAGAAGAAGAAGAAGAAGAUGGAGAAGAAGAUGAAGAUGAAGAAACUAACGGAGUUCUUCCAAUCUCUGUUUCUCUCUCUCUUAUACUAAUCUCAAUUUCCCUUUUCUAAUCUGAUUCCUAGAGGGGUCUACAGAAUUUAGUGGAAUGGUAUGGCUAGAACUAAGUAUAUGUUCUCUACUGUUGUUGAUAAAUAAAAUUUAAAUUGGGUGUCAAUACAACUGAACAAUAACCAUGCAAUAUAAAACUGUAUUAAUUAACUUUUCUGGAUAAAAACUCAUCCAUGCAAAUUCUGCUAUAUUUUGGGGACUACUGUAUACAUUGUGAUAUAAUUAAUUCGUUGUGAUCAAGUGAUAAUGUGAUAAAAAAAAAUUUAAACAGUUUUCCUUGAUGCCUUGAGCCAGCAUUCUUUGUUUUUGUUUUUUCAAAUAUUUUAAACCCCAAGAUCAAUCAGUCAACAUUCCACUGCAGCUAAUUCUGCUACAACACAUGGGCCCAAGGCCAACAUUUACAAUUUGUUUAAACAUUUAGAAAAAUAAAUAAUUUAAGAUUUA
Eurytemora carolleeae is the source of this 2777-nucleotide messenger RNA. RefSeq lists its product as uncharacterized. The transcript has 9 exons. Lineage: Eukaryota; Metazoa; Arthropoda; Copepoda; Calanoida; Temoridae. The coding region runs from base 137 to 2335 and encodes 732 amino acids. The record is from RefSeq and is a predicted model, not a curated record.